Dentiscutata erythropus is the source of this 534-nucleotide messenger RNA. NCBI's taxonomy places the organism in Eukaryota, Fungi, Glomeromycota, Glomeromycetes, Diversisporales, Gigasporaceae. The record is from the annotation of a GenBank genome assembly.
AUGAGUAAAAAACUAUCAACCCGUACUCGUAAAUUUCUUAGAUCAGAUGCCACCCGCUUGUCACCUGAAGCCAUUGAAGAAAUCAGAAAUACUCAGAAUAAUAUUCCAAAUACUCGACAUAUUAUAUAUAAAAAACAUCAUAUAGAGGCAACAACAUAUCAAAAAAUCAUUGAUAAUCAAAGGUCUCCUAAACCGACUGAGAAGUGGCAUAAAAUUUUAGAAUCUGUUAGCAUUUCUGAUCAGAUUUUAGAAAAUAACCAGGAAUCUUUACAGCCAGUAAGUACUGAGCAUGAUACCUCUUUUUCUAAUAUACAAGAAGAUGAGAUCAUUUAUAUAGAGCACCCUGGAGAUGAUAAAGAUAAUGCAAAUUUUCAUAUAAAGCUGAAUAUAGUAACUAGUGAAUCUUCUCCAGUGGAAAAAAAUAGAAUAACCAAUUCUUCUAAAGACAAUACAUCUAGAUGGAAAUCUGAUCUUGAAAAAUUAAUGAAAGAUACUAAAAAAUUAGCUCCUAUUCUUUCAUCUUUGUUUCAGUAA